AUGAGGACUACCACAGCAGUAGCAGCGCUCAGUGCAGCUCUACCUGUCGCCUAUGCGCAGACUGAGAACAAUGAGACUGUCCUUGGUGUCUACAUGUUCCACCGCCAUGGCGAUCGUACCGCGAAGAUGACACCUCCUGCGAACCUCACAGAUCUUGGAUACCAAGAAGUCUAUACAUCGGGCCAGUACUACCGCAAUCGAUACAUCUCCAGCAAUGCUGCAUACAAGAUCAAUGGCGUCAACGCGGAUCUGGUCAAGCAGUCUCAGAUCGCUGUAUCAGCACCGGCCGAUACCGUUCUCCAGAAUAGCGCCGAGGGCUUCCUUCAAGCACUCUACCCUCCCGUGGGCACCAACCUCGAUACCGAGACAUUGAAGAAUGGCACAGUGAUAACUUCGCCCAUGAAUGGCUACCAGCUCAUCCCGAUCUCGCUUGUAACUUCUGGCAGUGGCAGCGAGGAUAACAGCUGGCUACAGAGCGCAUCUGGCUGUGCGAAGGCCACCAUUUCCUCGAACAACUACUUCACCAGUGCGGAGUAUAUGAACUACUUGAACAGCACCGAAGGCUUCUAUCAGACCAUUGCACCCACUAUUAACGGCACAUAUAACAGCAGCCAGAGCAGCUUCAAGAAUGCCUACACCAUCUACGACCUGAUCAACGUCGCCGAGAUCCACAACGCCUCCUUCGACCCAACCGACAUUAUCACCGAUGAAGUUUUCUAUCAACUCCGUACCCUCGCCGACGCGCACGAGUGGGGUUUGGCAUACAACAGCAGCGACAACAUGCGAGCCAUCAGCGGUAUGGUUCUCGGAGCAGAAGUCGUCCAAUACCUGAACGGCACAAUCACUGGUGCAGGCAAGCAGAAGAUCAGCAUCCAGUUCGGCGCCUACGGCAGCUUUGCAUCUUUCUUCGGCCUCGCCAUCCCAGACAUCGAUACCGUGGCUCCGGAACUCAAGGGCGUAGCUGAUUAUGCUUCCGCUUUGACCUUCGAGAUGUUCACCAACUCCAGCACGGCUGUCAGCAGCUCGAGCUACCCCAGCACUGAUGAGAUCUUCGUCCGCACGAUGUUCCAUAACGGUACUACGAGCAAUAUCUCCGAGCCGACUGUUUACCCGCUCUUCGGUAGCGGCCAGGAUGUGCUUAGCUGGAACGACUUCACGAAUGGUAUGAAUAAGUUUGCCGUGGGUACUACGAAGGAGUGGUGCUCGGCCUGUGGUAAUACUACUGGAACCUGCGCUGCUUACCAGGCUACUGGCACUAGCGGUGGAAGCUCUUCCAGCUCAUCGCCAUCUGCGUCUGCGAAGUCUGGAAAUGGAUUGAGCCCGGCUGUUAAUGGUGUGAUUGGCGCUAUGGUUACGCUGGCUAUUGUGCUUGGAUUGGAGGCGCUGAUUUUGUUGGUUGGUGGAUAUAAGAUCGUGAGCAAGAAGAGCUUGGCGCAGGGUGCCACGCAUGUCGGUGAUAACGGUGCGGCGAAGGCGUAA
This is a messenger RNA of Recurvomyces mirabilis, 1479 nucleotides long. RefSeq lists its product as uncharacterized. Gene Ontology annotation, biological process: dephosphorylation. The transcript is spliced from 3 exons. Lineage: Eukaryota; Fungi; Ascomycota; Dothideomycetes; Mycosphaerellales; Teratosphaeriaceae. Gene Ontology annotation, molecular function: phosphatase activity. The record is from RefSeq and is a predicted model, not a curated record. The coding region runs from base 1 to 1479 and encodes 492 amino acids.